Messenger RNA from Silurus meridionalis, 2244 nucleotides. Its product is annotated as serotransferrin-2-like. Gene Ontology annotation, biological process: antibacterial humoral response; iron ion transport. NCBI's taxonomy places the organism in Eukaryota, Metazoa, Chordata, Actinopteri, Siluriformes, Siluridae. The coding region runs from base 57 to 2099 and encodes 680 amino acids. Gene Ontology annotation, cellular component: plasma membrane; early endosome; extracellular region. The record is from RefSeq and is a predicted model, not a curated record. The transcript is spliced from 17 exons.
UCCCUAUAAAGGUUCCCUCCCUGUCACACUCAGUCUGCUUCAUCCAGGGGUCCAGUAUGAAGCUCUCAGUCCUCUGUGCCGUCCUGUCCUGCAUCGUCCUCACCCAGGCUGCACCUCAGGCCGCGGUCAGGUGGUGUCUAAAGUCAGAGGAGGAGUCAAAAAAAUGCCUGAAACUCGGAUCGCUGGUCUGCGUAAAGAAGGCAGGAACUCGGGAAUGCAUCGAAGCCAUUGGGAAAGGUGAAGCAGAUGCCAUCACACUGGAUGGAGGAGAUAUCUACACUGCUGGUCUCUCACCCCAUAACCUUCACCCCAUCUUGGCAGAGCAUUACAACACAGAGUCGUGUUACUACGCUGUAGCUUUGGCGAAGAAAGGCACUGGAUUUGGUUUCACGGACCUUCGAGGGAAGAAGACGUGUCACACCGGUUUGGGGAAAACUGCAGGCUGGAACAUCCCCAUCGGCACGCUCAUCACUCAGGGCCAGAUCAAGUGGGGCGGCAUCGACGAGACCCCUCUGGAAAAUGCUGUGGCAGAUUUCUUCUCAGCCAGCUGUGUUCCAGGAGCCACAAACAAAAAGCUGUGCCAGUUGUGUAAAAAAGGGUGCCAGCGUUCUCACGAGGAGCCGUAUUACGAUUACGAUGGAGCUUUCCUGUGUCUGAAGGAGAGGAAUGCUGAUGUGGCGUUUGUGAAGCACCUCACGGCUCUCGCUGCUGGAGAUGAGUACGAGCUGCUGUGUAAGGACGGCAGCAGGAAGCCUGUUAGCGAUUAUAAAACGUGUAACCUGGCCGAAGUUCCUGCUCACGCCGUCGUCACGCGCUCUGAUAAAACCCUGACCGAGGCCAUCGUUACUGUUCUGGACUCACUGAAGGACAAGGGUCUGUUCUCCUCUGAUGGCUUCGCUGCACCCAAUCUGAUAUUUAAAGACUCGACGACGAAGCUGACGCGCCUCCCAGAGCUCACCAACUCCUACAUCUUCCUGAGAGCAGAUUACUGGAACUCCAUCCACUCGCUCAAAAGAGAAAGCACAGCCGUCACAUCGUCCUCAAAAAUUAGGUGGUGCACCGUGGGCCAUGCUCAGAAGAGUAAAUGUGAUACAUGGAGCGUAUUUACCAUCGAUGAUCAGGGAAAUGCCAAGCUGGAGUGUGAAUCUGGCAGCACGGUGCAGGACUGCAUCCAGGCCAUCCUGCUUAAUGCAGCUGAUGCUAUAGCAGUUGAUGGAGGAGAAGUGUAUACUGCAGGAAAGUGUGGUCUGGAGCCGGUCAUGGUGGAGCAGUACGAUGAUGAAAAGUGUAAACCUCCAGGACCUGGUGAUGAAACCCCGUCUUAUCACGCUGUGGCUGUAGUGCACAAGGACUCCAGCUUGACCUGGAACACGCUGAAGGGGAAGAAGUCGUGUCACACGGGUUUCGGGCGUACAGCAGGCUGGAACAUUCCCAUGGGUCUCCUCCAUGAUAAAUACAAAAACUGUGACUUCUCCACGUACUUCAAGGAAAGCUGCGCUCCAGGUUCCGAUACAAAGUCAAGCCUGUGUGCUUUAUGUAAAGGAGGUGAAGCUGGCAAAGACAAAUGCAGCCCCAGCAAUAACGAGCCUUAUUACGGCUACGGUGGAGCCUUCAGGUGUUUGGCUGAAGGUGCUGGUGACGUGGCCUUUAUUAAGCACACCACCGUAAAUGAAAACACAGACGGCAAUGGACCAGAAUGGGCAAAGGGUUUCAAAUCAUCAGACUUCAAGCUCCUGUGCCCCGGCACCACGGCUCCGAUUGGUCAAUUUGGCAAAUGUCAUUUAGCCAAAGUUCCAGCUCACGCCGUGGUCACUCGUCCAGAGAAACGGGAAGAUUUGGUGAAGUUCCUUGAUGAACAGCAGAAAAAGUUCGGUCCUUCUGGCACAGAAAGCUCGCUGAGAAUUUUCACUUCUGAUAAGGAUCAAAAGUCACUGUUCAAAGAAUCUACAAAAUGUCUCCAAACGGUUCCACCAGGAAGGAACUAUGAAGAGGUUCUGGGAAAAGUCUAUUUAACCUCCAUAAACUCUCUGCACCAGUGUCCGAACACCAAGUCUGAGCUGGAGGAGACCUGCACUGCUAUCAGCUGCCAACAUGACUGAAAAUGAUCCCCUUCAUCUUGGACACAGUUUAUAAACAUCUGAUUGUAGAUUUCUAGAGAAUAAAUCAUGUCCUGGUGUAAUUUCUUUAUCAUUCUUUUUAUUUGUAGAAGCUGCUGUCUGAAAUAAACAAAUCAUUACAAUUGAA